UAAAUUUGGGUAUCUAUAUCUGCAAUGUUAAAUCUAAUUGAUAAAUUAAAAAAAUUACUUUUUUUUUUAUGAAAAAAUAAAAAACUUGAUCUUUGUAACCAUAAUCUUAGAUUGGGAGAUUAAGUUAGAAGAGAGAUUAGAGAGCAGAUACAGCACAAAACAAAACAAAGAAUGGCCAAGUGUUUUAGCUUCACGGCCUUGCAAGACUCCUGCUAUCGCUACUCCUUCAGUCGGGCGGGCCUCAAAUCCUUCGCCACCGACCUUGGCGAUGGCACCGUCAUGCAUUGCUGGGUUCCCAAAACUCACGUAGGCUCUAAGCCUACGCUGCUUUUGAUACACGGCUUCGGAGCCAACGCAAUGUGGCAAUUCAACCAUUUCAUCCCUCAAUUGAAGUCCACGUUCAAUGUCUACGUCCCGGAUCUCCUAUUCUUCGGCGAUUCCCACACGACCCGACCUGAGAGGACCGAGGCGUUUCAGGCCCAAUGCGUCAUGGCUCUUAUGGAUGCGCUUAAUGUUACCAAUGUGGAUCUUAUGGGGAUGAGUUACGGUGGUUUCGUGGCCUACAGCAUUGCGGCGCAGUUCAAGGAACGCGUGGGGCGAGUGGUGCUGGGAUGCGCUGGAGUGUGCUUGGGGAAGAAGGACACAGAGAAAGGGUUGUUUCAGCUGAGUGUGGACGAUGCCAUUAAUAUUUUGAUGCCUCAGAAUCCCGAUAAAGUGAGAGAGUUGGUGCGAUUGUCGUUUCACAAACCUCCACCGACCGGUCCCAAUUGUUUUCUAAAUGAUUUUAUUGAGGUGAUGUGCACAGAAUAUCGUCAAGAGAAGAUAGAACUGAUUCAGGCCCUGCAUGAUGACAAAAAGCAGUCUAAUCUUCCAAAGAUAACCCAGGUUUUUAGCUCCUUUUACUCUUCUAUGGUUCAAUUAAUUUUAUUUUUAUUUUCUAGAUCACCUUCUGUAGUUUUGUUUCAUAUGCAGCCUACGCUAAUAAUAUGGGGAGAAUAUGAUCAGAUCUUUCCAGUGGAAAUGGCACACACAUUAAAAAGCCAUAUUGGUGAAAGUGCAGAAUUGGUUAUAAUAAAAAAUAUGGGGCAUGCACUUAAACCUAAAGAGAUGUUUAAGCACAUGAAGUCUUUUCUGAUUGACACCCCACCUCCUACCAAGCAAGGAAACUGCAUAAAUGCUCACAAGAUGCUGAAUUUUAAUUAGAGAGAGAGAAAAACAAAACAAGCUAUUGCUUUAGUCUUAAUAAACUCAUAAUGUAGUCAAGUGCUGGUGGGAAGAUGAGUUUGUAAAGCUGUUAGCUAGAUGAGUUGUCAAUUGUUGAUUGGUAGAGUUAGUUAGACACCGUGUACAUAAACCUUUCCCGUGAGAGUGCAAAAUACUACUACGUCAUUUCUCUCCCUUUCAUUUUGCAUGAUUUCUGUAUUAUAUGGAAUUCGUAUUUAAAUAAAUAUAAUUCUGUUUUG
Molecule: messenger RNA, 1463 nt
Organism: Manihot esculenta (cassava)
Lineage: Eukaryota; Viridiplantae; Streptophyta; Magnoliopsida; Malpighiales; Euphorbiaceae
Product: lipase 1
Exons: 3
Coding region: 172-1203 (343 amino acids)
Source: RefSeq, a predicted model, not a curated record